Sipha flava (yellow sugarcane aphid) is the source of this 1798-nucleotide messenger RNA. RefSeq lists its product as uncharacterized. Gene Ontology annotation, molecular function: chloride channel activity. NCBI's taxonomy places the organism in Eukaryota, Metazoa, Arthropoda, Insecta, Hemiptera, Aphididae. Gene Ontology annotation, cellular component: membrane; endoplasmic reticulum. The transcript has 6 exons. The record is from RefSeq and is a predicted model, not a curated record. Bases 372 to 1706 code for a protein of 444 amino acids.
UAUUUUACGAACUGUAUUCUGUAACGUGUAAGAUUUGUUCAUAAAUGUUUUCUAUUAUGACAAACGUAUGCUACUCGUAUCGAAAUUGAUAAUGAAUAGUACAUAUUAUCAAUGAUGUUACAGUAUCAUUUUUAGUUGUUGGUAGAUAAGUGUCGUAUCGUUCAAAGUUAUCGGUUAUUUUAGAGCCGUUUAUUUUACUGUUCUUUUUUUUUUUUUUUUUACUCAUUAUAAUAACGUAAUACUUUGUAUAUUUAUCAACAAAGGUAAUUUUAAAUUAUUUUUUUGUUGCGGUCUCGAUGUCUGCUGAUCUCACGUGGCUGAACAUAUUUAAUCAACGCUGUCAAUCGCGUUUGGUGUAGUUCGUUAGUGCCAUGAGGGUCUAUUCCAUUUAUUUGUUGAUUGUGUGCUUGUCCAGCGGACUGGUCCGGUGUUCCGUCAACGACAAUGAAUUCAUCGAUCCCUUGGACAUGCUCAAUUACGACCGGUCGACCGCUUCAAUGAGAAGGUCUCGGACACAGGAGACCAGCAACAACGCUAAAUCAGUUCACGAUGACCGUUGUACUGUGUUUGUCUCGAGAUUUAUUAACAGUUUGCUCCAAAAUACCGGAUUGUCUUCCAAACAGAAGAACCAAGAAGAGCUGAAAUCCUACACUUUGGUAAAAAUCAGUGAUAAAGAUCUUCAGUCGUUGAAAAAUAUGGCCAGUAACAGAAAUAUUGAUUAUGUUGAAAUUGAUCGAAUAUUAAAUAGUAUGUUUACUCCCUUUAAAAAAAGUAUGACAGACAAGUAUGAAGGAACAUCGUUUAAUGAGAUUAAGGGAGUGCUAUUUUGGAUUUUCUGUGGCCUUAUAUUGUUGCUUACACUAUAUGUUAUAUCUAAACAAAUUCACUUUGUGUUGAGCUACACAUUUGUUUUUAGUGUUAUAAUUAUUCUCGCAUUUGCUUCAACUUGGUAUUCUAUGUACAUGAAAGCUGUAAUUAAUCGAAAUGUUCACCUGGACCAUAUGCCUGCUCAUUGUCAACAUACAGGAGGAAGUUGGCUUCAUUCGAGUUGGUUUAGAAGACAUGAUAUUGAGGAGUGCAAAAGGUUCAGAGAGGCAAUUAUUUUGGAUCCAAAGUAUUCCAUUUCAGUAACUGAAGUGUUAUCUGAAAUGUUGAGUAAAAUUAUAACAAAACCAAUUGAAAGCUUAGGAGAAUCUAUUUAUGGAUUUAAUAAAUCAGUUUUAAAGGAUAUUCCAUUUUGGGCUCAGAUAUUGAUAGUUCCUAUCAUUAUUGUCAUAUUCAUAAAAUCAUUUUUGUUGGCAAUUGCAUUAUUAGUUGGUAGAAGUUUGAGUAUGAAAUCCGUGUUUGGAUAUGGUGGCACAUCAAUUGGCUCAGGACCUACAAUUAACGAUCAGAAUAACACAUAUAGUAGAACCAACAAUAAUACCCAACCAACAACUAGAGUAUUACCCACUAUUACUCAUAUGCCUCAAAUUCCCAAAGUUAAUUUAAAUAUCAAUUUAUUUCAUCCUAGUAAUAUUGUUGAUGAUUGUAAAAAAAUAGAAAAUAAUACUUCGUUCUUAAUUAAUAAUAAAUUAAAAACUAAUAAAAAAAAUCUAAGCAAUUUAAUAGAAAUGUUAAAGAAUAAAGAGAUUGAUAGUGUUGAUAGUAAAAAUGCUGAUAGUCUAGCUGUGAAAAGAUAUAGGCAUAGAACAUUAUCUUUUUGAUUUUCAUUUUCAGAAUACAUACUGCACAAAUUUUGAUCUGAUUAUAAUUUUAAAAUGUUACUUAUUUUUGUCUAUUUUUAUUGAUAGCUUUG